Molecule: messenger RNA, 1107 nt
Organism: Phaeodactylum tricornutum CCAP 1055/1
Lineage: Eukaryota; Bacillariophyta; Bacillariophyceae; Surirellales; Neidiaceae
Exons: 3
Coding region: 319-1107 (262 amino acids)
Source: RefSeq, a predicted model, not a curated record
GAAUAUCUAUUCUAAUUCGUACCUAAGCAUGGGCUAUUAUUUUUCAAACAGGGGCUAAUCAAUCGUAUUCUAAGCGAGGGAUCUCGAUUGUUUAAGUGUUUUUUUCGAAUUUGGGGCCGUUUUGAUUCUCGGGGGAAUGCGUUCCAGAGUCGUAAAUACGUUCGAUUCAAACUUUGAUUCGCUAAUUUUUUGUUAUCCACGAUCAUCUCUUUUUCAAUUAUCGUAUUUCGGUGGCGGGACUUUUUUCACUUUUCCAUCCAGAUCCCUUUGAUCGAAUCUUUGUCACAUCAACUGUUUUCUGCAUAUUCCAAACGCACCAUGACGACCACCGAACAACAAUCCAUUGUAUCGUCCUGCUGGGAAAACAAUCACACAACGAAUUCAUUGUCGUCCGCCGUCUUCGAAAUAUCGAACACGCUUCCAAAAAUGCGAAAGCUUUCCUUCCCAUCGCGAGGAAGGUCUACGUCGUGUCCGCUCCUCUCACAAGGUUUUCUUCGCCUUUGUUGUUGGCUUUUCUUUGAGAAGUCACAUUCUUCGGAUGAACAGAACGAUCUGCUUGAUCAAAAGCGGCAACUCAUUGCCAUCUUGGAAACGUUAAAAGAUUUUAGAAGCGACAUUCAAACUACCCAAGAAAUGACCUUGAUGACUGCUCUGGAGGAAAGCUUGCAAUCGAUGGAAAGGAAUGUGACAGCUCUCACGUCGGCCAUUUUCCCACCGUCGGUAUUGAGUAUGCAAGAGUACGUCAGCGCAGUAGAUCUAUUCAUGAGACUGCCGAUACGACGUCGGAUUGCGUUCUGUGCGGCUCUCGCAUUGGAAAACAGUAUCGAGGCGGCCCCGGAUUUGGAUCAAGUGCCCGAAAUUGUUGCACUCAUUUACAACCAGCGCGUCGCUUUGACACGACAAAAUUUGCAGGAUACAACCAAAGUAGCUAACACGGUACUCGUCGAUUCUCCUCAGCAGCAGAAUAGUUUUGUGAACGUGACGGUAUCGGAAUUGCCUUGCUGCAAAGAAGAACGGACAUUUCGAACAAUGUUCAAUCCAUAUUUUCAAACAAUCGUCGCACGACGGACGUUCGAAGCGAACUACAACAACUACUCCCACGUGUGA